AUGAAGUCACAAGCAGCACCUAACCAAGAGGACUACAAAUUGAAGGACACGAAACCCCAUCUUGGGGAACGCUGGCCACAUGGAGGAAUACGCGGUGGAGGAGGGUGGAUUAGCAGCGAAAGAGCUACAAGCACUUAUGACCUUGUUGAGCAGAUGUUUUAUCUGUAUGUUAGAGUUGUAAAAGCCAAAGAUCUUCCAACAAACCCUGUGACAGGAAUCUGUGAUCCAUUUGUAGGAGUGAAGCUGGGGAACUAUAAGGGCAAAACACAGCAUUUUGAGAAGAAAACAAACCCUGAAUGGAACCAAGUGUUUGCUUUUUCAAAAGAGAAGAUUCAAGCUUCCAUACUUGAAGUUUAUGUCAAAGACAAAGCGAUGGUGUCAAGAGAUGACUAUUUGGGGAAGGUGGUGUUUGACAUGAAUGAAGUGCCAACUAGAGUUCCACCAGAUAGUCCUUUGGCACCUCAAUGGUAUAGAUUAGAAGACCGGCAAGGCGAUACUAAGGUUAGAGGAGAGGUUAUGCUUGCAGUUUGGAUGGGUACACAGGCUGAUGAAGCUUUCCCAGAAGCCUGGCACUCAGAUGCUGCUUCAGUUCAUGGAGAGGGAGUUUUCAGCAUUCGGUCCAAGGUUUAUGUCUCACCAAAGCUGUGGUAUCUCAGAGUUAAUGUCAUUGAAGCUCAGGAUGUGCAGCCACAUGAUAGAAGCCAACCACCACAAGCUUAUGUCAAGGCUCAUGUUGGAAAUCAAACACUUAAAACAAAGAUAUGUCCAACAAGGACAGCCAAUCCCAUGUGGAACGAAGAUUUGAUGUUUGUAGCAGCAGAACCUUUUGAAGAACAUCUUGUACUUACAGUUGAAAAUAAAGUGAGUGCCGCAAAAGAUGAAAAAGUGGGAAAAAUAAGCCUUCCCCUGACCAUCUUUGAAAGGCGCUUGGAUCACAGGGCAGUCCAUUCUCGUUGGUUCAACCUCGAAAAAUUUGGUUUCGGUGCACUGGAGGGAGACAAGAGGCAUGAACUCAAGUUUUCAACCAGGGUCCAUCUCAGAGUCUGUCUUGAGGGUGCUUACCACGUACUAGAUGAAUCGACCUUGUACAUAAGCGAUGUGAGGCCUACUGCUAGGGAGCUGUGGAAACAGCCAAUUGGGAUUCUUGAAGUUGGGAUCUUAAGCGCUCAAGGGCUUCUUCCAAUGAAGAACAAGGAUGGUAAAGCAACAACAGAUGCUUACUGUGUAGCCAAGUAUGGGCAGAAAUGGGUGAGGACCAGAACAAUCAUUGAAAGCUUCAAUCCCAAGUGGAAUGAACAAUAUACAUGGGAGGUCUACGACCCUUGCACGGUGAUCACAUUGGGAGUUUUCGACAACUGCCACCUCGGUGGAAAUGAGAAACCAACUUCUGGCAGUGGAGGUAAAAAUGAUUCAAGAAUUGGCAAGGUAAGAAUCCGGCUAUCAACCCUGGAAAUGGAUCGGAUUUACACAAACUCUUAUCCCCUUCUUGUUCUACAACCAAGCGGAUUAAAAAAGAUGGGGGAACUCCAAUUAGCAGUAAGAUUUACCUGUCUCUCACUAGCUAAUAUAAUUUACCUCUAUGGCCACCCCUUACUGCCAAAAAUGCAUUAUCUGCAUCCAUUCACUGUAAACCAGUUAGACAGUUUGAGAUAUCAGGCAAUGAACAUUGUGGCUGUGAGACUUGGCAGAGCUGAACCACAACUAAGGAAAGAGGUUGUGGAGUACAUGCUAGAUGUAGAUUCCCACAUGUGGAGCAUGAGAAGAAGCAAAGCUAACUUUUUCAGAAUUGUCUCUCUAUUCUCUGGCCUAAUCUCCAUGAGCAGGUGGCUUGGUGAAGUUCGUCACUGGAAAAACCCAAUCACUACAGUUUUAGUCCAUUUCCUGUUUUUCCUACUGAUCUGCUACCCGGAACUGAUCCUGCCAACUAUCUUCCUCUAUAUGUUUCUCAUCGGAUUAUGGAAUUUUCGUUUCCGUCCAAGGCAUCCACCUCACAUGGACACUAAACUUUCAUGGGCAGAGGCAGUUCACCCGGAUGAAAUGGAUGAAGAGUUUGACACCUUCCCUACUUCGAAGGCUCAAGAUGUGGCGCGGAUGAGAUACGACAGACUACGGAGCGUGGCAGGAAGAAUUCAGACAGUGGUUGGAGACAUUGCAACUCAGGGGGAGAGGUUCCAGGCUGUGCUCAGUUGGAGAGAUCCAAGAGCAAGUAGCUUGUUUGUGUUUUUGUGUCUUAUUGCUGCUGUGGUGCUCUAUGUGACACCUUUUAAGUUGAUUGCUCUGGUUGCUGGGAUGGUUUGGCUAAGGCAUCCUAGAUUCCGAAGCAAGCUACCUUCAGUACCAAGCAAUUUCUUCCGAAGGCUGCCAUCUCGUGCCGAUAGCAUGCUCUGA
Messenger RNA from Prunus armeniaca (apricot), 2388 nucleotides. The record is from the annotation of a GenBank genome assembly. Lineage: Eukaryota; Viridiplantae; Streptophyta; Magnoliopsida; Rosales; Rosaceae.